Molecule: messenger RNA, 817 nt
Organism: Ornithodoros turicata
Lineage: Eukaryota; Metazoa; Arthropoda; Arachnida; Ixodida; Argasidae
Exons: 7
Coding region: 1-798 (265 amino acids)
Molecular function (GO): DNA binding
Source: RefSeq, a predicted model, not a curated record
AUGUGUGACAUCCUGCAUGUUUUAGUGAAGUGGCCCGGGUCCUGUCAACUGGACGUGUAUCCAGUGGACAGAAUGGUAGACGUUGAUGUAGGUUUGCAGCUGAUCAAUGAUCGCGGUUACCCCGACGAAGUCAGACACAAAAACUUCCUAUUUACGUGGGACAAGAAUGCAGAGCCUGCGGAAGCGAUUGUUGUGGACGUCGGGUCUGCUGAUUUGAUGGAGAAGAAACGUUCUCGUGUCCUGAAAGCAAUGAGGCUGGUUGAAGGAUUGUUUGACAGUGCUGCUGCAGCGUGUGGAUCUUGCGACAGCUACAAACGGAGAGUUGAAGACCUUGAAAGGGAAAAUGAGAGGCUACAGCGUAAACUCAGUAAAGCGAAAAAGAAAUGUGAUAUGCAGAACAUGGUCACCCAGAUGUCCCAAGUGGUGGAAGCUGCUACCCAGGAACGAGCCAGUGCUAUUGUGUCGUCACCAAAGGUUGACAUAGGCCUUGGUGUUCUAGUUGAUGAAGUAAUUUUGCAUCGCAUAGGAUCAAUGUCUGGCAACUGUCCAAAGAGGUAUGCGCGGGGGCUCAUGCGUGCAGUCUUCACAACAGAAGAAUUGUGCGGCGGUACCUUGACUGGGAACAGCUGCAACGCAAAGCGUGAGCUUUCUCGGAGACCUGCUCUGGACCAGACAAGGGUGUCAGCGGUGCUUGGUUACGUCGGCAAGAAGUUUAACCCCGAAAUGCAAGUUGUGAAGGGCAGCUUGGCUACGAUGCUGGCCAAAAUGAAGAAAAGCAAUGUUGAAAACACUGAAUAAAAUGUGACUUUGAACUUCA